Mytilus trossulus (common blue mussel) is the source of this 843-nucleotide messenger RNA. RefSeq names its product interferon-gamma-inducible GTPase 10-like. Bases 85 to 843 code for a protein of 252 amino acids. Gene Ontology annotation, molecular function: GTP binding. The record is from RefSeq and is a predicted model, not a curated record. The transcript is spliced from 2 exons. Gene Ontology annotation, cellular component: membrane. NCBI's taxonomy places the organism in Eukaryota, Metazoa, Mollusca, Bivalvia, Mytilida, Mytilidae.
GACAUAUUUGUCACGUACACAAACGAAUGUAGGAGACAGGACUGUUUGUAUAUAGAUAGAGAUACAACUUGUAGAAACAAGGAAAUGAAUUUAUUGGAUAAUUGGAUAACAGGUCAGGAUUUUGAACACACACAUAAGGACAUAAAAGAGUUUAUUGCCCAGAAGGGCGUUGAAUUCCUAUCUGAAUUUAUUAGGAAAAAAUCGAAUGAGUGGAAAGAUGCAAAGAUUCAAAUUGGAAUUUUUGGGGAAAGUGGUUCCGGCAAAUCAACAUUUUUGAAUACUUUUCGUGGAUUAAAAAGAGGCGACAAAGGAUUUGCCGACCAAGGCUAUAAAGGUAAUUCAACUAAAAAAGCAACAACAUACACAAUGAAGGACAAUCCCAACAUCACAUUUACGGAUGGUGUUGGUUGCGGAACAAUAAAAUAUGAGAGAGGUUCUGAAUAUAUCAAAUCGCUGGAAAUAGAGAAAUUUGAUUUUGUGCUUUUGAUGUCGAAUAAGAAUUUUUCACAGGAUGAUGCCUGGUUUGCUAAAGAAAUACGUAUUAUGGGAAAGCCGUUAUUUUUCGUAAGAACUAAAUUCGAUGAAAUAUUGAGAAGUGCCAGGGUGGAUGGCAUCAACGGAGAGAACAUUCACGAAGAAAUAGUUACAGUUUGUGCUGAAAAUAUCAAAGACAGCGGAAUUCCAACAAUAAGUACCUUUAUAAUAUCCAAUUAUGAUACGACAGUAGGCGACUUCGACAAGCUAAUGGGUGAAAUAUUUAAGACGCUACCGCAAACCAAAAGGGAGGCAUUACUUUAUUCUUUACCAGCUUUAUCACACCAGGUGAUUAAAGAAAAGAAGUAG